This is a messenger RNA of Trifolium pratense (red clover), 591 nucleotides long. Its product is annotated as two-component response regulator ORR26-like. The record is from RefSeq and is a predicted model, not a curated record. The transcript has 4 exons. Gene Ontology annotation, biological process: phosphorelay signal transduction system; cytokinin-activated signaling pathway. NCBI's taxonomy places the organism in Eukaryota, Viridiplantae, Streptophyta, Magnoliopsida, Fabales, Fabaceae. Bases 1 to 591 code for a protein of 196 amino acids.
AUGGCACUUCCAACAAAUAUUAGGGUUCUUGUGAUUGAUCAUGAUAUCAAUCUUCUCAAUGCUAUUGAGAAACUAUGCUAUCAAUUCAAUUAUUCAGUCAAAACAUGCUCCAAUGUUUCGGAUGCUUUUAAUCUUUUGUUGGGAAAAAAAGAUAUUUUUGAUUUGGUGUUAAUUGAAGCUAAAAUGCCCGACAUGGAUUCGUAUGGAUUUUUGCGACAUGUUACACAACAAAUCAACAUCCCUGUUAUUAUGAUGUGUGCUGAUGGCUCAACAAGUGUUGUGAUGAAGGCUAUUGAGGAUGGAGCUUGUGAUUACUGGAUCAAACCUUUGACCGAGAGUCUAAUUAUGAACAUGUGGCAACAUGUUGCAAGAAAACUUUGGAAGGAAAAUAAAAACUUAGAAUUAAUGAGUGAAAAAUUGCCGUUAAUUGAUCAAAAGAUAGAAGAAGUGAUCAACACUAGUGUGAAAAAAGGGAGUGUUGAAAAGAAUAAUGACAAACUCGGAUCAUCAACAAAGAAGAAACGUCUUAAAUGGUCACCUGAGUUAAAAAGAAAAGGCAACACCCAAAAAAAUUCUUGCAAUGAUGAAUGA